This is a messenger RNA of Knipowitschia caucasica, 285 nucleotides long. The record is from the annotation of a GenBank genome assembly. NCBI's taxonomy places the organism in Eukaryota, Metazoa, Chordata, Actinopteri, Gobiiformes, Gobiidae.
AUGAAACGCUAUGCUGUCCGCCGAGCCGGGGCCGAGGCAAGGGGGAGAGUGCGGAGAGGACCCCUGCCAUCAAUCACUCAGGGUGGGGCAGGAGUCCGGCACUCUCAUGGAUCAGGAGGACGCCCGGUCAAGGCUAAAGGCAUAGAGUGUCCCCCUAACGUGAAGAAGGCGGGUCAACUCAAACUGAGCUGUGAGGAUGUGGUGCUGACAGACGGACAGCAGACCACCAGGUACCAGUCAGGAGUCCAUCAGGAACAGCACACUCACUCACACACUAUAGUGUAA